Molecule: messenger RNA, 2255 nt
Organism: Paralichthys olivaceus (Japanese flounder)
Lineage: Eukaryota; Metazoa; Chordata; Actinopteri; Pleuronectiformes; Paralichthyidae
Source: RefSeq, a predicted model, not a curated record
UCACAGACUCUGGAUCUCAAACACACACACUUCACAAGAUGCAGAUGUGGAGCCACAUGAGGGCCCACAAAGGAGGCCCUCCACCACCGUAGGUCACUCUCAAGUGUCCUGGAUGUGUGUCUCCAUCAUUUCCUGUCUGGAUCCACACUGAGGUGAACUACACCAGUGAUUCUCCACCAAUCCAAUGGCUCCUUCUCCACCACAGUCCCCCUGCGCCUGUGGAUCCUCCACAUAGAGGCCGAGGACCCCGAGGACUUGAGUCAUGUAACCACCCUGAAAUGUCUUAAAGCUUUAAUUUAUCUGUUUUUGUAUUUAUUGUGUGUGUGUGUGUUUGUGUGUAUAUAUAUAUAAGUGGUCCAUUUUUUUUUAAAUUUAGCUUUGAGCUACUUCAAAGGCCAGUUUUUAAAAACUUCUUAUUAUAGUAUUUGAUUUGUUAUUAUAGUAUUUGAACGCUGACAUUUCAAUUGUCGUAGUAAAAGCUGUAUUUCUUUAUUCUGCUGCUGUAACUUCCAAGGAGAAGCUGUGAGACUUGACUGUGCCCAGACAGGUAUUUAAACACACACACACACAGGAGAAGGCUUCAUCAUGGACAGGCCCAUCAGCAAGUUACUGGAGAAGUUAAAGCUCACAGACUCGGGCAGUGUGAAAUUCAACAGUUCCAAGAAAAAACAGGACUCUGCCAACAACUCCAAUAACAGCAACGCCAACGCUGGCAUCCCUGGAGGAGGAGGAGGAGGAGGAGGUGGUGGUGGCGGGGGCAGCGGUCUGCCACCAGCUCCCGGCUCUGCAGCUGCCUCGCCCUCCAGACCUGGCCAGUUCCCGCUUGCCUCUGCAACCACAAGUGAUGCAUGUGUUCCAGCGAGUGGGAGGGGAGGAGGGGGAGGCAUUCCACCCCCUCAGCUCCUCACCUCACCACAGACUUCCGUCACAGUGGGCACCAUAUCUUCAGAUGGGGAGCAGCAGCUUCACCCCUCCACCUUGGCACCGUUGAGGCGUCGCUCCCCCCAGCAGCGAGCUUCCUGUUACCUGGGGGAAGGUGUGGAUUCCCACAUGAGGCGGGAGUCUGGCCUGGGCCCCGAGUGUGACCCUAUGGGGACGUUUGGAUCCAGGACGUCCCUGAAUCAGCGCCGCUACUCCCUGGAGCUGCAGCAGCUGGUCAAACGACAGCAGCUCCUCUCCCAGCCGCCUCCUCUCUCUGUGCCUCCACCGUACCCUGCCGCCGGGGGCUAUGGGUCGGCCCCCAGAGGUGGUCUGGCUGAGACCGGGUACCUCUCUGAGCAUGAGAGGCACAAGCGUCUCUCUCUUCAGGAGGCUCUGUUCUACAAACGCCUGAGCACAGGUAGUGAACUAUGGGAGAGCCCCAGGCCUGCGUCCCUCUCUCAUCCACCACAUCGCCCCUCUGAUGUGACUGGAGGAGGUGUAGGAGGAAGCUUCUUCUACCCUCCAGGGCCGACUGGGAGCCCAUGCUCGUCUUUCAGCCUCCAGGAGUCGGUGCUGGUCAGCCCCAGGUCCAGCUUCGCCUCGAGCACGGCCAGCGGCGGCGGGGGUGGGAGCCCCAUGGGGAGCCGCUGUAGCAGCAACCGGACCAGCGGCAUCAGCCUGGGCUAUGACUCCCGGUACUCUGCCUCUGGAGGACUCCCUCCACAGCAGCCGUCCCCCUCUAUGCAGUCAGGGAUGUGUGUGGCUGGUUACGGCGCCCCAGGAAGGGCUGGGGUUACCCCUGUAGAGGCCUGGACUCAAUACCUGGACGGAGGGAUGCGUGCAGGGGCCCACGAUAGUCGACACUCUUACCCACCUGCUGUAGGAAGCCCAGCGGCUGCAUGUUACCAGGGUGGCCCAGAGUGGUGGGAUGAGCAGCAGGUGGGGGCGAGAGGCAAAGAGGGGGGUGUGAUGGGAGAGAGGGCCCGCUACUCAGACCUGCCCGGCACCCGCUACCAGGAAGAGCUCACCCGACUUCUACUGAGAGAUGCAGCGCUGGAGGGCGAGGGGCUCCUGGAGGGCCUGAUGCUGAAAGAGCAGUCCCUCGCCCUGACGGCUCUCUCCAAACCGAGCUCAGCGACACUGGGGCCUUCGUCAGCUGGGGGGCCCGGCAAACCUCAGGAGGACCCUGGAGUCGGACCUGGACGGGAGGCCACGGAGAACCGCCAGGAGUACUUUGGUGAGAAACUUAUUUUUUUAUAGUUUUCAGGAGCAAGAAAUGAACUGAGGACGUUAGACAUGAGUUUUUAACACAGAUGGUACAAUAACUCGAGCCG